AUGUCCAAGAAGUUCUCCGUGGAGUGGUUGUCCCAGAGUUUCCAUGACCAGGAUAAUUCACACAAACCAUGUGCAACAGAAGCGCUCCAUCUGAUUGGAGAAGUGGAGAACAAGGCCCCGUCUUCCCCUACAAAUAGUUGUGGGUACACAUCGGCCUCUGAGAGCGAUGUGGGUGAAGACAGUGAAGGAGAAUCCGGGCCGCAGCGCCGCGUCAGAACCAAGUUCACCUCCGAGCAGAUCUCGCGCCUGGAGAAAACCUUCAGCAAACACAAAUACCUCGGAGCGACUCAGAGACGGAAAAUAGCAGAAAAGCUGCAUCUGUCUGAAACACAGGUGAAAACAUGGUUCCAGAACAGACGGAUGAAGCUGAAGCGGGAGGUUCAGGACAUGCGCGCUGCGGAGUUUUUUGUACCGUCUGUUCUGCCCCCGGUGACGUCAUUUCAGCACCACGCCAUGAGCGGACAGCGCUCGCGCCUCUAUUACCCCGCGCGUGCACUGCAGCGGAUUCCAGUGCCGCAACAGCAGCAGCACCUCCACCCGCUGCUGUUUGCUCCCUGUUACUUUUAAACAUUUUCUUUGAUUUGAAAUGAUCUGUAAUCUAGAUGU
Molecule: messenger RNA, 606 nt
Organism: Ctenopharyngodon idella (grass carp)
Lineage: Eukaryota; Metazoa; Chordata; Actinopteri; Cypriniformes; Xenocyprididae
Gene: ventx
Product: ventral expressed homeobox
Exons: 3
Coding region: 1-567 (188 amino acids)
Biological process (GO): regulation of DNA-templated transcription
Molecular function (GO): DNA-binding transcription factor activity, RNA polymerase II-specific; DNA binding
Source: RefSeq, a predicted model, not a curated record